Messenger RNA from Brassica rapa (field mustard), 1122 nucleotides. Its product is annotated as gamma-interferon-responsive lysosomal thiol protein. The record is from RefSeq and is a predicted model, not a curated record. Gene Ontology annotation, molecular function: oxidoreductase activity, acting on a sulfur group of donors, disulfide as acceptor. NCBI's taxonomy places the organism in Eukaryota, Viridiplantae, Streptophyta, Magnoliopsida, Brassicales, Brassicaceae.
UGAACAAGUGACAAAAACUAUCACGCCGUUUUAAUACUUUAUUAAAUAACUACUUGCCGUUUUGCAACUUAGCCAAACAGCGGCACAAUAAACGUUAUUACGUCAAAACGCCCAAGCUUAGAAGAUUGGAUGCCUUGUACUACAAUUACAUCAACGAAUCUUUAGACAACAGCCUUUUUGCUUUGCUUGUUUAUUGCGCGACUCAACGAAUUAACCCAAACAGAGUCAAUCAAACACCUCUUGUUUCCACCAAUGGCAUCAUAUGUCAGGUUCUGCAUCACAAUCUUUUUCUGCUUCUUCUUAUCUCUGUCUUCAAGCCAGAAAGUCACCUUGAGUCUCUACUACGAAGCUCUAUGCCCCUUCUGUGCAGAUUUCAUUGUUAACCACUUGCCUCAGAUCUUCCAAAACGGCUUAAUCUCAUCCAUUGAUCUCCACCUCGUUCCAUGGGGCAACACCCUUUUCAAACCAGAUGGCACCAUUCUCUGCCAGCACGGGGAAGCUGAGUGUGCGCUCACUGCAAUUCAUGCCUGCGCAAUUGACGCAUACCCUGAUGUUAUGAAGCAUGUUGGCUACAUCUACUGUACGGAACGACUGGUCUUGGAAAACAAGCUCGAACAAUGGGCUGAUUGUUUUGAAUUGGUUGGUUUGAGCAGAGCAGCCCUUGACUGCUACAUCAGUGGGUACGGACACCAGCUUGAACUGAAGUAUGCUGACGAAACCUCAGAGCUUAAUCCAGCACAUACAUUUGUGCCAUGGGUGGUUGUGAACAACCAACCACUUCAAGAGAACUACCAGAACUUUGUAAUGUAUGUAUGCAAUGCUUAUGGAAGCAACCAGUUGCCAGAAGCGUGCAGGAACCUCAACCAUUCGGUGGAGACACAAAGCACAUUUAAUAGUUCAGUAGAGAAGCUAAGUUAUAGUCACCAAGUUUGCUAUGCCAGUCAAUAACAUUUUGAAUCCGAAAACUAUGGAAUCUCUAUCUAGGACAAUGAAAUGUAUGUGAGAUUUUACCCUUCAAAAAUAUGCUCCACUAGAAUUUUCUUCUACAACAUUGUAACUGAUUUGCAAAAAUCUGCACUACAACAUUAUAAUAUACAAAAUACCACAAUGUUUUGUAAGAAA